GGCGUGGAAAUUAUGUCGUGAACUAAGCUGCAGAGGAAAGAUAGAAAUUUAAAAUGUCCUCAGUUAAUUCAAACAUAGGUACUAAAGAUAAUCAUCUUUUUCUCCCUAUAGAUAGUUUUCAGUUCCAGACAGAACUGUCCAGAAGUCGGGAGGCCUUCACAAGUGCACCCUGCAGGUCAGAGGAAGAGUUCCUGGAUCGAGUGAGCAGGAAGCUGGCUCAGGCCAGCCCCGAAAAUGACCUGCUGACCACGAAGCCCUGUCGCUGUGAGGAAAUCCUGAAGUUAGUGCUCUCGCCCCUCAUCCAGCACUGCCUGGUCAUCGGAGAAAACACCUGUGCGUUUUAUUACCUGCUGGAGGCUGCCUCCGCCUCCUUGGACCUGUCAGAUAACUACAUGGCCUUCUUUUAUUUGAGGAAGGCAAGCAGUCUUCGGGGCCAGCCCUCUGCAUUCUCAUUUUUGAAAAGGCACAAGGUGAAGAUCUGUCAGUUUGAGGAGGCCACUUUCUGCCGUCUUCGGUCAGAGGUCUGUUUCAACAUGGGACAGAUCACCUUGGCCAAAAAACUGGCUAGGCAAGCUCUCCGACUGCUGAAAAAGAAUUUCCCUUGGACCUGGUUUGGUGUCCUUUUCCAAACAUUCCUGGAAAAAUACUGGCAUCCCCGUUCCCUGAGCCAACCUGCAGACAACCCUCGUGAGAAUAAGAAGAAGUUGGCAGUCCUGCAGCAGCAGGUGCAGUGCCUCUCCCUCCUCUGGCAGCUCUAUAACCUGGAGGCCACAGCCAGCAGCCACAGGUUUGCCUGCCUGGCCACGCUGAUGCAGAAGAAUUCAGCUGAGGAGUUUGCCAAUGAAGCCCAGGUUGUCUCUACCUAUGUGGCCCUCUCCCAGUUCUCCCAGAAUGUGGGUGACACGGAGAAGUGGCUGCACUGUGAACAAAUGGCCAUUCAGAAAAGCAGCCUGUGUUGGUUCUCCAGAGAGGGGUUGUUGGCCACCGCGCAGCUCAUGCAGACCUUGGCCUACACCAAGCUCUGUCUCGGCCACCUUGACGUCUCCAUCAAGCUGGGUUUUCAAGCUCAUGAGAUAUGCGGGCACCUCCGGAAGCCAGCUCUGCAGAAUCUGGUUCUCUCAGUUCUCUUUAGAUCUGCAUUUCUCAAGAAGAAGUAUUAAGAUCAUUUUUUUUUUCAUCUCUAUUCAUUGCUUAAGCGGGGAGGGUCUGAUCUCCCAUAGGCGAUGAGAUGAGAAGAGACAGCUGUUCAUUCCCACAGCUGUCUCUUCUCCUGUUACUACAGGAAGCACUGUCUUAGGUGUGGGGGUUAGCAGUGAGAAGCGCAGUCUGAGCUCCUUUUUUUAAAUAAAUUUUUUUCUUCAUUUUAU
Molecule: messenger RNA, 1367 nt
Organism: Myotis davidii
Lineage: Eukaryota; Metazoa; Chordata; Mammalia; Chiroptera; Vespertilionidae
Product: adenylate cyclase type 10-like
Exons: 7
Coding region: 54-1160 (368 amino acids)
Cellular component (GO): cytoplasm
Molecular function (GO): adenylate cyclase activity
Source: RefSeq, a predicted model, not a curated record